AUGUCCAGAAAUAGCGAUGGCGCCACCACAACCACCAUCUCUUUGCUCCAAGACACGGAGGCAGCAGAGAAGAACAGCUGCGGAGAUAGGCCGAAAGAGCCAUGGAAAGGCGAACUUGUGAAGAGCAUAGUGUACUCCGGACUCGAUGCUAUCGUCACUUCGUUUUCUCUCAUUUCUUCCAUCUCCGCCGGCCGUUUAUCUUCCGUUGAUGUGUUGGUUUUGGGGUUUGCUAACUUGGUGGCCGAUGGGAUAUCAAUGGGGAUGGGAGACUAUGUUUCGAGUAACACAGAGCAUGACGUGGCGGCGAAGGAGAAACUCGUGACGGAAUGGGACGUCACUAACCGUCGCCGCCUUCAAGAACAAUCGUUACUUGAUCGGUAUCGAGCUCUAGGGAUGAACCAUGAAGAUGCAGCAAUGGUUGUGGAAAUCUUUGCAAAGUAUAGCGACAUAAUGGUGGAGGAAAAGAUGGUCCAGAACGGAAUAUUAUCACCGGAGGAAGGGGAGAAGCCAUGGAAGACAGGCUUAGUAACUUUCGGAGCUUUUCUAUUGUUUGGUAGUGCUCCGAUCAUUGCAUUCAUCGUUCUCAUCCCAUUUACCCAAAACGACACCCUCAAGUUCAUCGGUGCAUGUGUUCUCUCCGCCCUUGCACUCGCGGCUCUCGGAAUCGCGAAGGCGAAGAUCGCCGGUCAGAAUUACGCGUUGUCGGUGGUGGGAACCCUUUUCAAUGGUGCAAUUGCUGGUUUUGCGGCUUAUGUAAUUGGGUGGGGACUAAGGAAUGUGGCUGGAUUAGAAGAAGAAUAG
Lactuca saligna is the source of this 801-nucleotide messenger RNA. The record is from the annotation of a GenBank genome assembly. Lineage: Eukaryota; Viridiplantae; Streptophyta; Magnoliopsida; Asterales; Asteraceae.